Messenger RNA from Symbiodinium sp. CCMP2456, 438 nucleotides. NCBI's taxonomy places the organism in Eukaryota, Dinophyceae, Suessiales, Symbiodiniaceae. The record is from the annotation of a GenBank genome assembly.
AUGGCUUCGACUUCCGGUCCGUUCAAGGUUGGUGCGCCUGCCGAGCUGCUUAUCAACGACUAUGCCGAAAUCGGCUUCUCACGUGGUCGCCUCCUGGAAGAGGACGCCCUGCGGGCUCUGCCGGCUGCGCAACCACCCUGCGCAGUCCCGGAUCCACACGGGCGCAACCACAGGUGUCAACGCCACCCGGGGUGCCGCAGAAUGCAGGAGCCGCUUCUCGACUGCCCGUGCGACCCGUCUCGACUGAUCUGUCUUGGACUCGUGAGUUGGGCGGAGCCUUGCCAAGUUGCAUUCGACCUCGUGGACGUGCUGGCGAUAAUUCACCAGAGCCAAAUAGGAACAUUAUCCGUCGAACAGGAAGCGGCAGGGCGGUCCACCUCUCCUUGGCAACAACGCUGGCACUGGAGCUUCGGCAGGGCUACUCUUGGCGUCGCCUAG